AUGAAAGCUAUUAAAAUUCCUCAAGCAUCAUUAGUCGAUGUACACGGUAAACCAGUGGGAUUAAAUAGUGAUGAUCCAGACAAACACAUAAAAAAAGGAGAAUCAAAUACUGAAAAUAAUAAAAAUAAUGCAAAAUAUGUACCAGGACCACAAGAAUCAACUUUAACAGUAAUAGGAGAAACUCCUCUACAUAUUGCCAUUGUUUAUAAUGAUAUUGAAUCAGUUAAAUUAUUGAUUAAACAUGGUGUAGAUGUUAAUAAACGAGCGGUAGGCAAAUUUAUUGGUCCUGAAAAUAUCAAAACUAAAAAGAAAUCGCCUAAACAAUAUAAUCCGGAUGAAAGUAAUUAUGAAGGUUAUGCUUAUUUUGGUGAAUAUCCAUUGGCAUUUGCUGCCUCAUUUGGUCAUCCAGAAAUUUAUGAUUAUCUAAUUGAACAUGGAGCAGAUCCAAAUCUACAAGAUACUUACGGGAACACGGUACUACAUAUGGUUAUUAUCAAUAAUCGAGUGGAUAUGUUCAAACAUGCUGUUAGACAUCCAAUGAAAAAAUCAUUACCCGAUAUUCGGAAUAAUUCUGAUUUAACACCGCUAACAUUGGCUGCAAAAUUAGGACGAAAAGAUUUAUUUCUUGAAUGCUUAGAAACAUCAAAUGUUGUAUGUAUUCAGUCAUUUUACAUUAAAAUUAACAUUAAAUGUUCAACUUAUCCAUUAGAGGGACUUGAUACAAUUACAGACGGUGGUAAAAUAGAUUGGAAUUCUUCACUUACAUACAUUGUUAAUGGAAAAACUGAAGAACAUCUGGAAAUGUUGGGCAAUAUGGUUAUUGAUCGUCUUCUUAAUGAUAAAUGGUCAACAUUUGCCAGAGCUAAUUUUAUACGUCAACUAAUUUUACUUAUUAUGCACAUCUGUUUUCUCAGUACAGCUGUAUUUUUACGUAGUCGUGAUGAUGAUGGUAAUGAUGAGAACAAUAAAAUUACUCCUCAAAAAAUUAUUUGUCAUAUAGCAGAAAGAAGUUUUCCAGAAAAAGCUGUUUAUCAAUGUUCAUGUAUACUCCUCAUAUCAGCCGUGCCAUUUAGAAUUUUGUAUUUAGCAACGAGAGAUGUACUCUAUGCACACAUUGAAGAUGGUCUAUUGUCAUUAGCUAUUCCAGGAACAUAUUUAUUUUGUCUAUUUUUUGGACGUAUUUAUGUACUAACUGGUGCAUUUAUUGUCAUGAUAUUUGAAAUGAUAACUGGCGAUAUAGCAACGUUUGGUGUUAUUUAUUUGAUUGUUAUUACUACAUUUGGACAUGUAUUCUUCUUAUUAUUUCGUGAUACAACUGAAGGUGGUAGCUGUGAUAGAAUCGUGCCCAAUAGUACAUGUGGAAAUGAUAAUACAUGUUCGUAUAAAAAUUUUGAAGCAUGGAUGACAAUGGUUCAUUUUACGAUGGGAGAAUUUGAUUUUUCAAAAUUUGAUGUUACACAUUAUGCGUUUUUGGUAAAAUCAUUGUUUAUUGUCUUCAUGAUAUUAACACCAAUUCUUUUAUUAAACAUGUUAAUUGCAUCCAUGGGUAAUACGUAUCAACGUGUUAUUGCCAUAUCAGAAAAAGAACGACAACGACAGUGGGCUCAGUUAGUGCUCACCAUUGAGCGUUCAUGUUCAGCACGACAACGAUUAAGCUAUCAAUCAGUAUAUUGUGUUGGUUUACCUGAACGACGAGAUUUAAUGGUAAUUAAAGCGGUGCCAAAAACAAAAGCAGCACAACGGAAAGGGGCCAUUGGAAGUUGGAAGCGUAUGGGUAAAUUAGUGUUAUAUUUGUUGAAAGAACAAAGUGCUAAUGCUCGGUCCGUACGUUUACGGCGUGUGUCUCAUCAAUCUGUUGUUCUAAAACCAAAAGCACAUUUUGAUACAAUGUUAGAAACACUUGCGUGGGAAAGAGAUUUAGAUUUAUCAUUACCAAAAAAUGUUCAGUUAGAUUCAUCACAAAAUACAAAUGAAUUACAUGUAAGUCAAUUGUCACCAUAUUCACCACCACCCGUAUUUGAAGAAGAACAACUAGAACAUGAUGCUCCUCGACCAGAAAUAGCUACGGCACAGACGCUGUUAUUAGACGCUGAAGAGCAACAACAGCAACAGCAACAGCGUCCUCGCCGUACAAUAUCUGGUGAUUUGAUACCAGUGAAUCGUACUGAAUUAUCUGAAAUAAGAUCGCGACCGUCGUAUGUUAAUUACGAUGAUUUAGAUUUUAUACAAAAAACAGAACGACAACAUCGAUUUUCUAUGGUACCAGUUGACAGUGAAGGUUACACGGAUCUGUUACUCGACCAACAAAAACAGUCGUCGGAUAAUGAGAAUAAUCAUCUUGUAGUCAAAGGUAGAGGUAAUCGUCGGAAAAAAAGUUUAAUAAAACGACAAUCAUCAUCAUCUAGUAUAAAAUCGAGAACAAGUGAAACAACUUUUUGUUAG
Didymodactylos carnosus is the source of this 2442-nucleotide messenger RNA. The record is from the annotation of a GenBank genome assembly. NCBI's taxonomy places the organism in Eukaryota, Metazoa, Rotifera, Eurotatoria, Philodinida, Philodinidae.